This is a messenger RNA of Candidozyma duobushaemuli, 432 nucleotides long. Its product is annotated as ribosome biosynthesis protein. Bases 1 to 432 code for a protein of 143 amino acids. Lineage: Eukaryota; Fungi; Ascomycota; Pichiomycetes; Serinales; Metschnikowiaceae. The record is from RefSeq and is a predicted model, not a curated record. The transcript has a single exon.
AUGGCUGAUAUCACGCUAGACGGCGUUUUGGAUCUUGAAGAGAAGUAUUACGAGGAGGGUUACACUGAAGGUCAGGAUCAGUCGGUGAAAGACAAUCAUCUAGAGGGUAAAGCCUAUGGUCUACAAACGGGUUUCCAGAGGUUCUUGGUGGUAGGAUACAUUCAAGGACUCAUUGAGAUCUGGAGCAAGGAUGACUCGAAAGCGGUUCAAAACCAUCUCAAACAGCUUAAGGAGCUUGUGAGUGAUAUCCCUACUACCAACGGUGACAAGGAGGUGGAAUUGUACGAGCAAGCCAUCGUUAAAGCUCGAAAUAAGGUGAGGGUUCUUGGAACGAUAACUAAGACAUCUGAAAAGGUAACCAAGCUUGAUAGUCUACUAAAAGAAGUCGGUGGCCAGCUACAGGUAUCUGAAAAUGUUGAUGAUAUGUGGUGA